AUGCAGUAUCAAAUUUAUACUUCCGGUAAUAACAGAUAUAGAAGUUUGAUACCUCAGCAUUACAGUAUAAUAAUAACGUAUAUCGUCAAUAAAUUUGAAGUUCAAAUGGACUACUUUCUAUUUCUACUUUCUACAUAUUGGAUUAUUGGAUUUUUCAUCGCUUUAAUAUCAGUUACUUACAUUUAUCUCAGCAUAGUGUAUAGCUACUGGAAAAGAAGAGGAAUUCCUUCACCAAAAACAACGUGGUUGUUGGGUUCAUACGGGACAAGAUGGAAAGAGCCUCAAGGUUAUAUAGAAUUGGAAUGGUAUAAGAAAUAUGGAAGAAUAUUUGGUAUUUACGAAGGAUUAAAUCCCAUUCUGAUGGUUUCUGAACCGGAAUUAAUUAAAAAUAUAUUGAUAAGAGACUUCAAUAAAAUACCGAAUCAAAAACGGUGGAAAUUUGGAGAUCGAAUUAUCGAUAAUAUGGUUAUCACAAUGGAAGAUGAGGAAUGGAGAAGAGUAAAAUCUACUCUCACGCCAAUAUUUAGCAUUGCUAAAAUUAAAAAGUGUGAUCAGAAAAGUUUCCUCAGAUAUUUUAACGUCUUCAUCAUGGAUUCAAUUUCCAGAUGCGCUUUCAAUAUGGUCAUUGAUAGUCACGAAUACGUUAAAAAUCCUUUUGUUAUUGCCGUCACCAAUAUAUUUUCAUCAGUUCCAUGGAGAAAUUUAAUGUUAGCAAUAUUUCCAAAAUUAAGCGAGUUACUAAAAUUGUCUGUUGCUGAUACAAAAUCUACUUCAUUCUUAUAUAAAACAGUUCUUGAAAUUCUGGAAAAACGUAAAAUGCAUGAAAACGAAAAGUAUGAUGAUUUACUUCAAUGGAUGUUAGAAAGUUCAGGUUCUGAAAACAUAGACGAAAAGUCAAAUUACAAUACUUCUAAAAACAAAUAUCUGACCCGCGACGAAAUUAUCUCCCAGUGCAUUUUGUUUUUUAUUGUCGGAUUCGUCACAACUGCUGCCAAUAUUAACUUUAUCGUAUACAGUUUAGCAUUGAAUCCCGAAUGCCAAGAAAAAUUAGCAAAAGAAUUACAAGAAAAUCUUCAAAAUCAGGAAGAACUAGAAUACGAAGACGUUCAGAAUUUACCUUACUUAGAUGCAGUCAUUUCUGAAACGUUGAGAUAUUACUCACCAACUCCAAAAGUUAUUCGCAUGGGACACGAAGAUUAUCAUUUAGAAGGAACGGAUAUUGUUGUUCCUAAAAAUAUAAUGAUCGGAAUACCAAUUUAUGCAAUCCAUCAAGAUGAAGAAUGGUUUCCGAAUCCCAAAAAGUUUGAUCCCGAAAGAUUUCUCCCAGAAAAUAGAAAUCUCAUUCGUCCUUAUACAUAUUUUCCCUUUGGAUUGGGACCGAGAAGUUGUUUGGGUAUGAAAUUUAGUCAAUUGGAAAUGAAAUUGUGUCUAGCAAAUGUUUUUCGCCAUUUUCGCUUUUGUCUUUGUGAGGAAUCAAAGUUGGUGAUGGAUUUCAAUUCUGGUUUCGAAGUCCACAGUCCUAAAGAAGCCAUUUUAAAAGUCGAAUGCAGAAAUUAAAAUACUCGACACUUAAUUAAUUUGUAACAAUGUGCU
Molecule: messenger RNA, 1593 nt
Organism: Centruroides sculpturatus (bark scorpion)
Lineage: Eukaryota; Metazoa; Arthropoda; Arachnida; Scorpiones; Buthidae
Product: cytochrome P450 3A8-like
Exons: 15
Coding region: 1-1557 (518 amino acids)
Molecular function (GO): oxidoreductase activity, acting on paired donors, with incorporation or reduction of molecular oxygen; iron ion binding; monooxygenase activity
Source: RefSeq, a predicted model, not a curated record